AUGAACGCAGAGCAGCGCACUGUGUAUGACACUAUAAUGAAUGCAAUUUCUAGGCUGAACGGAGGCUUCUUUUUCCUCGAUGCGCCUGGGGGUACCGGCAAGACUUUCCUGAUAUCACUCAUUCUGGCAACAUUAGGAGCAGAACAUAAAAUUGCGUUAGCGAUCGCCUCGACUGGCAUUGCUGCAACUCUACUCGCUGGAGGCAGAACUGCGCACUCCGCAUUAAAACUACCCCUAAAUCUACAAAUCAAUGAGGCACCAAGCUGCAACAUCAGUAAAAGCUCGGGCAUGGGAAAUAUACUUCGUACAUGUGAGAUCAUCAUAUAUGACGAAUGCUCCAUGACUCAUAGAGAUGCUCUCGAAGCACUGCACAGGACUCUUAAAGAUUUCCGAGGGAAAAACGAGCUUUUCGGUGGAGUUCUAAUUUUGCUAUCUGGCGAUUUCCGUCAAACUUUGCCAGUGAUCCCACGGUCAACGCCAGCGGAUGAGUUGCACGCCUGCUUGAAGUCUUCAGUAUUAUGGCCUUAUGUUCAAAAACUAAGUUUGAAAACCAAUAUGCGAGUACAGUUAAUGAACGAUGCUUCCGUUGGACGAUUUGCGAAACAACUUUUAGAUAUCGGAAAUGGAAAAAUGCCCAUCGAUGAAACAACCAAAUGUAUAACAUUUCCAGUGGAUUUCUGUGAGAUCAUAGCCAGCAAAGACCAGCUCAUAACGAAGGUGUUUCCCGAUAUCGCACAUAAUUACAAAAAUCAUCAUUGUUUGAGCGUUAGAGCAAUCCUUGCUCCAAAAAACCAGGACGUUAACACAAUCAAUUAUAGUAUUCUGGAAUCAAUAGAAAGCGAUGAGAAAACUUACAAAUCAAUCGAUACAGCAACAAAUACUGAUGAGGUGGUAAACUAUCCAACAGAGUUCCUCAACUCACUUGAGUUUUCCGGUUUGUCGUCACAUGUACUAAAAUUGAAAGUAGGGGUUCCUAUCACACUUCUGUGCAAUAUAAAUCCUCCACGACGUUGCAACGGCACUCGGCUAGCAGUAAAAAGGAUGAUGGAUAACAUCAUCGAGGCAACCGUUUUAAAUGGCAGAUACAAAGAAGAGCAUGUUCUACUGCCACGUAUCCCAAUGAUCCCAACGGAUCUUCCAUUCGAUUUUAAGCGGCUGCAGUUCCCGGUACGACUAGCUUUUGCCAUGACAAUAAACAAGGCUCAGGGACAAUCCCUUGAAGUUUUCGGAUUAGAUUUGGAACGACCAUGUUUUUCCCAUGGACAACUUUAUGUCGCUUGCUCUAGCGUUGGAAACCCAAAAACCUAUUUAUUUAUGCGCCAAGCGGAAAAACGAGGAACAUAA
Messenger RNA from Wyeomyia smithii (pitcher-plant mosquito), 1344 nucleotides. RefSeq names its product ATP-dependent DNA helicase PIF7-like. Lineage: Eukaryota; Metazoa; Arthropoda; Insecta; Diptera; Culicidae. The record is from RefSeq and is a predicted model, not a curated record. Gene Ontology annotation, molecular function: DNA helicase activity. The coding region runs from base 1 to 1344 and encodes 447 amino acids. The transcript has a single exon. Gene Ontology annotation, biological process: telomere maintenance; DNA repair.